ACUGUCACUCGCACAUGUUGUUUAUUUUCAACAUCGUAUAUAAUUUUCAUUUGCGCCGCGAGAAACUACAAUUAAUGCUGUCAGGAUGAAGGUGAAAAUGAUCAGUCGCAACCCGGACAAUUAUGUGCGGGAAACCAAGUUGCAGCAGCAUAAACUGCCACGGAACUACGAUCCAGCGCUGCAUCCUUUGGAGGGUCCCAGGGAAUAUGUGCGUGCAUUGAACGCCACCAAACUGGACCGAGUGUUUGCCAAGCCCUUCGUGUGCAAUUUAAGCGGCCAUCGCGAUGGAGUCUCCUGUUUUGGGAAGCAUCCCAAGCAACUAUCCUGCCUGGCCACUGGGGCAUAUGACGGUGAGGUCCGAAUUUGGGACCUGGCCAAUCGCACAAGUUCCCGGAACUUUGUGGCCCACGAUGGUUUCGUCCGGGGUAUAGCCUACACCCGCGAUGGAGAUCGCAUCUUCACCGUGGGCGAUGACAAAACCAUCAAAGUGUGGAAGACCGAGGCACCGGAAGUCGGCGAAGAUGAGGUGCCGGUAAACACGAUACUGAGUAAAUUCGGCCUCCACGGCAUCUCGCACAAUCGCAAGGAUAACAAAUUCGCCACCUGUGGCGAGGUGUGCGCCAUCUGGGACGAGAAGCACAACGAUCCCCUGAAGACUUUGAAGUGGGGCGUCGAUACGCUGCACACCAUAUCGUACAAUCCCGUGGAGACGAGCAUCCUGGCCUGUUGUGCCAGCGAUCGCAGCAUUAUCCUGUACGAUCAGCGGGAGGCGCAGCCACUGCGGAAAGUCGUCCUCACCAUGAAGAGCAACAAGUUGGCCUGGAAUCCCAUGGAGGCGUUCAACUUCACGGUCGCCAACGAGGAUUGCAAUCUUUACACCUUUGACACUCGUAAGCUGCAGACACCCUUGAAGGUGCACUUUGACCAUGUUUCCGCGGUCACCGAUGUGGACUACUCGCCCACGGGCAAGGAAUUCGUCACGGCCAGCUACGACAAGACCAUCCGCAUUUACAAUGCCCAUCACAGCCACUCGCGUGACAUUUAUCACACCAAACGCAUGCAGCAUGUGGUCUGUGUGGCCUGGUCGCUGGACAAUCGAUAUGUCUUCUCCGGCUCCGACGAGAUGAACGUGCGCAUGUGGAAGGCGAAUGCAUCCGAGAAACUGGGCGUCAUUCGGCCGCGCGAACGGGUCAACUUCAAUUACCAGGAGGCGCUGAAGCAGAAGUAUGCCGCCCAUCCGCAGAUCAAGCGAAUCGCUCGCCAUCGGCAGGUGCCGCGUCACGUGCUCAAUGCCCAGAAGAAGAUGCGCACCGUCAAGGAGAAGCAGCAGGUCAAGGAGGCCAAUGUGCGCAAGCACUCCAAGAAGGGCAAGGUGCCCUACGUCAGCGAAAAGAAAAAGCAUGUGCUCAAGGAGGAGGUCUAAAGGCGAUUUUUUACGCCUAUAGUUGGAUAAGUUUGAAUAAAAUUGAUUUUUGUAAGGCCCAAA
Molecule: messenger RNA, 1486 nt
Organism: Drosophila elegans
Lineage: Eukaryota; Metazoa; Arthropoda; Insecta; Diptera; Drosophilidae
Product: DDB1- and CUL4-associated factor 13
Exons: 3
Coding region: 86-1423 (445 amino acids)
Biological process (GO): maturation of SSU-rRNA from tricistronic rRNA transcript (SSU-rRNA, 5.8S rRNA, LSU-rRNA)
Cellular component (GO): small-subunit processome; nucleolus
Molecular function (GO): protein binding
Source: RefSeq, a predicted model, not a curated record